Messenger RNA from Corylus avellana, 453 nucleotides. The record is from RefSeq and is a predicted model, not a curated record. NCBI's taxonomy places the organism in Eukaryota, Viridiplantae, Streptophyta, Magnoliopsida, Fagales, Betulaceae.
AUGGAGGACGCGCGAAAGAGAGACGGUUCGGCCACGGACGAUUUAAGCGGCGAGGACAUUCUGGCUUGGCUCUCGACGGAGGAAGACACGGUGUCGCAGCUCAUGGAGCUCUUGGACGGCGAAGACGACGAAGACGCGGCGGAGAAGAGCUCGGUGAGGUUCGUAGAGGACCCAUACUCGUCGCCGCUGGUCUUCCAGUCGUCGUACGUAACCAUCAACGGAAACGAAGAGAGCUGUGGGUCGUCGUUCUCGGACUCGGACUCCUCGGUCAUGGUUGGCAUUGGGAGGUUGGUAGGGCGCGGCGUCGCGUGGGGUUCAAGCGAAGGGGCGGCUGGCGGGUGGGUGGAGGCUGCGGAGAUCAAGGAUUCGGUGGACGGCUGUGAUGUGUUUGAUUGGCAUGAAUCGGAUGGUGAAGUGCUCGCCACGUUUCUGGGUGAAGAUUUUGAGCAGUAA